AUGGGCAGCAGCUGCAGUCACGCCGCGGACGUCCUGGCGAACUUGGCGACCGAGGACGAGAUUCGUGACGCGGUGAAAAGCUUCAACGAGUGGAACAGAGUACAGGAACGCACUCUGAACACGGGCGGCGCCGGCCCACGGUCGACUCUCCAAACGGGCCCCUUGUUCCAGCGAGUGGGAGGUCUGGGUGUCGUCAAGCAAAUCGUGGAGGGGUUUUACCGCCGACUCUACUCCGACCCAACGCUGCUGGUCUAUCUACACGACAAGGAAAUGGUGUAUCUGCGCGCUAGACAGACCGCCUUUAUGGCCUGGCUGUUUGGACCGCCCAACGUGCCGUACGGCGGAAAGAACCUCCGCGUUGCGCACCUCAAGCUGAUCAAGCAGCGGGGAUUCUGUCCCGAGGAUUUCGAACUGGGCAUGGAGUACUUCACGGCAGCUAUGCGGGAGCUGGAAGUGCCGGAGCUGACCAUUCGGGAAGUCAUGAGCAAGGUUCGCCCAUUCAAGGACGCGAUCUUCACGCCCUCGCCCAAGGACGAGGAGGAGGAGCUCCGAUGGGGCGUUGAGGAACGUUUCAAGCAGUUCCAGCAAGGGAGGCAGCUGCUGCCGACGUCUUCCUCCAAGCCGAACUCCUUGGGGAGCUCGUCCUGCGUCUCGGGGAGCAUCCCGCAAUGCCCUUUCACAUCGGGCCGGUUAUCGUUGCACGUUGCCAGCGGCAACGCCGCCGACCCGGCCGCCUAUGGCUUCAAAAUUAUGGGGGAUGCGUUCAUGCCAGCGGACGUGUUGGCGGUGCCGGCAAAAGCGGGUGUGACGGUGACGACGACGACGACGCCACCGCCGCCAGCGGAGCCUGAGGGCUCGCCCCCGACACACCUACCCGGCUCCGGACCAGCAUCCGGCCGCAGUACUAGCGGCUUCCGGCCCGCCUCGAUUGAGGUCCUGCCCAAAUGCGCCGAAAUCGAGUCGUACACUAUCGCAUGCGAUCCUUCAGCCUUUGUUCGCUCAAUAUCGCCGCCGCCAGGCAGCAGCAGUACUUUCAGUGCCAACAGCAACACACCUACAGGAGCUGCAGGGGCUCCUGGCGAGCGGUCCUCUCAAAGGGAGCAGUCCAGCAGCACGCGUAUGCGUGUACGAUUGGAUGCAGCUGCCGGGGACGGCGAAACGCAGCCGGCCUGCCCCUGGCGCGGCGCGGCCUCCGCGGUUGCAGAAGCAGCCACGGCGAUGAGUCUGGUGGCUGGCAAGAUUAACUGCUCUUCAAGGCAGAUAAAGGCGGUGUCCACGGACGGCGAGGUGCGAACUGCGGACACGGACGGGCCCACAUCCGCAGCUGCGGCCGCGAAUGGUCAGGGGGAGUUACUUUCACUGGCCGCACUGGAGGCGGAGCUUGGGCUGCCGAAGGGGGGGUCGCUGUCGUUGAAUGGCGACAGAGCCCCCGGCGGCGGCGGCGCUGCGGCUCGCGGCGACGGCAAAGCUGCUGCAGGCGACGGCACGGCAGGUGGUACUGCACUCGUGGAUGCUUUCCUGUGGGAGAUGAUAGAGCAGGAGGCAAAGGAAAAAGCCCAGGCUAAGGCGGAUGCGCUGGACGGUUAG
Messenger RNA from Volvox carteri f. nagariensis, 1587 nucleotides. RefSeq lists its product as uncharacterized. Bases 1 to 1587 code for a protein of 528 amino acids. The transcript has 8 exons. The record is from RefSeq and is a predicted model, not a curated record. Lineage: Eukaryota; Viridiplantae; Chlorophyta; Chlorophyceae; Chlamydomonadales; Volvocaceae. Gene Ontology annotation, cellular component: cytoplasm. Gene Ontology annotation, biological process: cellular response to oxidative stress; cell redox homeostasis. Gene Ontology annotation, molecular function: heme binding; oxygen binding; thioredoxin peroxidase activity.